UAGUUUUGGAAUGCUUAUAUGGGAACUAUGUUUCGAAAGGAUUCCUUAUGAAAAUCGAAAGUUUGAUGAAAUAUCAUCUUAUGUUAAGAUGGGUGGAAGAGAAAAAAUCAAUUUUGGUCCUGCUAGCCCAGAAGAUAAAGAAAUUCAAAAGGAAUUUGCAAAUAUUAUUAGGCAAGCCUGGUGUCAGAAUCCAUAUGAACGUAUAAGUAUUGCACGACUAUUUUUGACAUUGGAAAAUUUAGCCUCAAAACACGUGAUCUCUGAUGAUUCUUCUGGGCUUCUUCCUGAUAAAUCCAUCGAUUUGGAUGGAUCCAAAUCCAAAGAUUUUCAUUUGCCACCAUUUAAUGAGGAAUAUACCCUUGUCGAUGUCCUUCCUGACCCCAUAAAAACAGUACCCCUUCUUGAAGAAGGAAUUGCUGCUCAUAAAAAUAAAGAAUAUGAAAAGGCCUGGAAAUGCUUUGAAGAGAAUGCCAAAUUUGAAAAUGCUCACGCGAAAUACUGGCAAGGAUAUUAUUUACAAAAUGGUUUAUUUGUCAAAAAGGAUCUUGAUAGAGCUACUAAACUCUAUAAGGAAGCUGCUGAUGAUGGUAUCCCCAGUGCACAGCUUUGUUAUGCAUUUGCUAUUGCAGCCACGAAGGAUUUUAAGACAGACCAAAACAAAAUUUCAGAGUUCCUUAGGUACUUAAAUUUGGCUUCUGAAAAUGGUAAUCAUGUUGCCAUGCAUAAUUUAGGGGAUAUCUAUCUUAAUGGAAGACUUGGUCAGGAGAAAGAUGAGAAAGCUGCUUUGAAAUAUAUAAAAUUAGCUGCUCUGAAUGGAAAUUCCAAAGCAACUGAGAAAUUGAAAGAAUUGAAAGUGAACAUUUAUGAUUCUGACAAUAAUUAAUACUAAAAUAUUUUCAAAUGUAUAAUAGAUUAUUUAAAUCAUGUAAAAAAUGUUAUUAUUUGUUAUAAUUUCAAAUUACUUGUAGUAUUAGUAGAUUAACAUUAAGGUUUAGUUUUAAAGCAGGU
Molecule: messenger RNA, 1008 nt
Organism: Rhizophagus irregularis DAOM 181602=DAOM 197198
Lineage: Eukaryota; Fungi; Glomeromycota; Glomeromycetes; Glomerales; Glomeraceae
Source: RefSeq, a predicted model, not a curated record